Pseudozyma hubeiensis SY62 is the source of this 1956-nucleotide messenger RNA. RefSeq names its product acyl-CoA dehydrogenase. Lineage: Eukaryota; Fungi; Basidiomycota; Ustilaginomycetes; Ustilaginales; Ustilaginaceae. The record is from RefSeq and is a predicted model, not a curated record. The transcript has a single exon. Gene Ontology annotation, molecular function: oxidoreductase activity, acting on the CH-CH group of donors. The coding region runs from base 1 to 1956 and encodes 651 amino acids.
AUGAGGGCAGAAGAAGGCUUCCAGUUCGAGCGCUUCCGCGUAGCCUCGCCGUGGUCUUCGGAUCCAGCUCUGCGUCUGACUAUUCUCCGACUCUUCUCUUCCGGCAAAUACCCCCUCGGCACCUCUGAGAUCAAACGACUCUUCGACGAUCUCACCUCGUUCGGCAAACGUGUCGAAGGAGAGUACGCCGACAUCGCAGCAACGCUCGACACCCCUCAACACGAACCCACCCUCGUCCAGUACGACGCGUGGGGCAAACGAGUCGACAAGCUCGUGACCGGCGAAGGAUGGAAGCGCCUCAAAGGAGUUUGCGCCUCCGACGCCAUUGUUGCCGAAUCUUACGCUCGACCUGAAGCAAAGUUUGGCGGAGGCCGGGACAAGCUGGGACAGCAUGCGAGGCUGUAUGCGUUUACGAGGAGUGUCAUGUUCGCACCUGUUUCCAAGGUUGUUCUGUGUCCGAUCAGUAUGACGGAUGGAGCGGUGAGGGUGUUGGAGCUGUUCGGAACGGAGAAGCAGAAGCAGGAGAACAUUCCGAAGCUGUGCAGUACGGAUCCGAGCGCGGCGUGGACAGCCGGUCAGUGGAUGACAGAGCGUCCGGGUGGAUCGGAUGUGUCACGAACCGAAACCGUCGCACGCCCAAUCGAUGCCAACAAGAAACCGGAAGCUGGCGAUAAGUUCGUCAUCAGCGGAUUCAAGUGGUUCUCUUCCGCAACCGAUGGAGAUGUCGCGUUGGCGCUGGCGCGCACGAGCGACGAUCUCAAGCUCGGCUCCAAGGGUCUCUCGCUGUUCCUGAUCAAGAUCCGAGACGACACGACGGGCAAGCUCAACGGUAUCCGCGUACACAGGCUCAAACGCAAACUCGGCACCAAAUACCUGCCCACCGCCGAGCUCGAGUUGGACGGAUGCAUCGGCGAGUUGGUCGGCGAGAUCAGUCGCGGAGUCGCCACCAUCUCGUCCGUGCUCAACAUCACUCGACUCUAUUCCGCCGGUGGAGCGGUCGGUGCCCUCUCGUGGGGUCUACGUUCCGCCACCGCCUACGCUCAGAUUCGACCCGCUCUCGGUGGUGGGAAGCUGGACAAGCUUCCACUGCACACCGACCAACUCCUCAAAGUCACGGUAACCUACCGCGUGUUUCUGCAGAUCUUCUUCUCCAACGUGCUUCUCAUGGGAGCCAGCGAAUCCGGCCAGGCGAGCAAACGAGACCUCACACGUCUGCGACUCCUCACGCCUGCCCUGAAAGCCUUUGUUGCCACUCGAGCAUCCGAAUCCUACCUCACGCUGAUCGAGUCCUUCGGCGGUCAAGGCUAUAUGGAGGAGGUCGGGAUGGCCGAGAUGCUGCGCGAUUGCACCGUCGAGAGGAUCUGGGAAGGCACACCCGCCAUCCUCUCGCUCGACGUGCUUCGCGUUCUCGUCCAAUCCCGCGGUCAAGCCCUCAUCGAGUUUUUCCAAGACAUCUCCGCAAACCUCACCUCUCUCCCCUCCCAACUAUCCACUCAACUCGACUCCGAGAUCAAGUUUCUCUCCAGCAUCGUCCAGAAAACAGCUUCGAUCCUAACCACGCUCGACCUCGACCGACACGUGAAAACUACCGACCUCAGAUUCAGCCGAUACCUCCUAGACCUCAUCAUGGCCAUCCAAGGAUCAUCGCUGCUGCUCUCUCAUGCGGCUUGGAAGAUGACCACGUUUGCGCAGAGUGCAGAGCUGCAGUCUCUGGCGGAGGUCAAAGCGGAUGAGAGGGAAUUGCAGCAGGAUGUGCAUCUGAUCAGGCUGUGGAUCGGAGGCGCGAGCGGCGACGGUGGUGCAGCAGGAUUCGCUGAUUUGGCGAGAUUGGUGAGUCAGUUGGAGGCGAGCACGACAGAAGCGAAAGUGAAAGGCGAGGAUGCGGUAGACUUGGGUCACGGUUUGGUGUACUCCUGGGAUCAAGGGACGGCGAACGAGGUCAAGAGUCAUUUGUAG